This is a messenger RNA of Racocetra fulgida, 273 nucleotides long. The record is from the annotation of a GenBank genome assembly. Lineage: Eukaryota; Fungi; Glomeromycota; Glomeromycetes; Diversisporales; Gigasporaceae.
AUGAAACAUGAAAAGAAAAAAAUAAAAGAAAAGAAAAAGAAUCGAAGAAAAAUACUGAAAAAGAAAAAAACGAAAAGAAGAAAACGAAAGGAAGAAGAAAAAGAAAAGAAACAAAGGGAAAAAGAACAAGAAAAAGAAACGAAGAAAAAGGAAAAAAUAGAGAAAAUAGGAAAACCGAAAAAAAUGAUAAAGAAGGGAGAAAAAAAAAAACAAAGAAAAAGACAAAAAAAUGAAAAGAAUAAAAAGCAAAUGAAAGGAAAAGAAAAGAAAUAA